CACUUCUCAAUCAAAAUCUAAGGACAGUACAUAGGCACAGAGAGCUUGCACCUACACAAUGUGAAAGGCUGGCUUGGACAAUUAAUUACAGCAAAAGAAUGAUUACUGAAGCAAAUCUUGCAAACCCCAAGCUCUUUUUCCCGAGGGCAGACCAAAUGACUGCAUGGGGAGAAAAGUAAUGCUGAAUUUGGCAAAUAAUUGCUUCGCCUCCCCAUUUCGCCCAGGUAGAUACUACCACAUACUGCUUUAGGAAACCUUGACAACACUUUGCUCCUGCCAAGGACUACUAUAAAUUGCCGCUGUGGACGUCUUCACAGAGAAUGCUGACUCUCUGGAACGGAGACAAAGGAGGGUGUAGCUCGGAGAAACCUAGCCAGGCGCUCCAAGGCUCUGGGCUACCGGAGGCUGCUGCCCCGCAAAGCUUCUCUUGCGCUCUCGGCGCUGGGGAGUCCGAAACUGAUGGCGGACUUGGUUCCUUUCCCAAACUUCGGGAGACGGUGUUUACCCUAACUCUGGUGGCUGAAGCAGGGGGCGUGGGGGCGAAGAAGCGCCCCGCUAAGGCUGCUGUGGCUGUCCACCCACCUCCCCGCCGCCCGGCAGCACCCUUCCCUUCCCCCUCACCUGUCCAGAGCGCGGGGCCUCAGGGGUCCAGUCGCCUCUCUGGACUCGCACUGCAGGAGCAGUUGGGACGUCGGGCGCCUCCGGAACCAGCGAAGGAGGCGGCGGCGGGCUCGGGGGCGUCAGCGGGAAUCUCGGCAGCCGCGGUCAGCCUCGGGCUCCCUCCCCAUCCCGGCGGGGCUCGGGCAGCGGACGCGGCGCGGCCACCGAGCGCGGCUGAGUCAGGCGAGGGGGCGGGCGGGGGAGGGUGGGGGGCUCCCCUACCCCCGAGCCGGGGGGGCGGCGGCGGCCUCGGGGCGGGGGACGUGCCGCUGCUUGUGCCCGCCGCGGGUCGCGGGGCCGCCGGCCGCCGCCAUCGAGCGCAGGAGCCUGAGCGCUCCAGCCCUCGGAGGUCACCGGGUGCGGCGCGCGACUCGCGGCUCAGGCGUCGUCGCCGCCUCCAAGAAAGACAAAAGGGACCCGGGGGCUGGGAGGGGAAAAGUUUUCUGCUAGGCUCCAGACAGAUCCCCACCAAACCUCACGCUCCAAGCGCGGAAGAGGCGGGCUGGGGGCUGGGGGCUGGGGGGUGGGGGCUGGGGCGGGGGGCGGGGCUGGCUUCCAGGCGCGUCACAGCACGAUCCGGACCCGGGUCCGAGCCAAGCUCGCCGCCGCCCACCACCCGUGGGAACUCCCCCCGCUCUGCUGCCCCCGCUUUCGCAGCCCGCCUCCUCCUUGAUGAUGCAGACAAGAUCCGCUCUUCCCCCUCCCAGGUCCCCAGUCCCCCAACGGGUGACCCGGCCGCAAAGUUGCACUUCUGGAGCCGGGAUUACCACAGACAAAAUCUAUCUGUGGGAACAAAAUACCCGCUUUCAGGAGCUCUUCUCUGGGCUGGAAGGCCAGAAGGUGGAAACGGACACACCCACCCGUGGGGCGAGCCUCUUGCUGUGGUGGAGCCCCGGGUCCCAGAGCCGAGGUCGGCGCCCCGCCAGUCCUCUGGAGCAAUAGGGGAGCCCUUGCGGAUUCCCGGUUUUCCUUGAGCAGGCGCUACGGCCCCACGCCCCUCAGACUCUUUCCUAUCAGACGCCGCCUGGGCGGGUCGGGGUCCCCCUGGCGGGCUGCUCGGGCGCUGCGCGAGCGGAGCCAAACUGCUCCCACCUGACACUGCGGACGCCCCCUCUGUCUACACCGCCCUAGGGCGUCUAACAGGUCAGUCGCAGGUCGGCCUCCGAAGGGGCUCUGAGAGAUGGCUAGGGGGUGAGGGUUAUGGGCAGGAAGCCUUGAUAAGGGCGAACCAGAUGGCUGAAAGCUUUGAUGAAAGGUGCUGACGUUGAACUGCAAACAUCAAAGUCAGUGAGGGGUACAGGUUACUCCUCCUUGCUCCCAAACGUCCAGUGAGUGGAGAUUGCCCUAUUCAUAGAGUAAAACGAUAUGGUAAUUACCUCCAAUCUGGCAGUGGCAGAGUGGUGAUUUUAUUAUAUGCAGGUCAAUUCAAUAAAUAAAGGUUCGUGUAAAACUCUGGGUUACUAGAUAUUCCAGCCAUGACACUGGCAUGUGCUGAGCACAUCAGCUGCAGCACUGGGAGUGAGGUACGCCCUGUGUGCAUCCUGAAUAUGUUUUAGGGGACGGACUAGAAAGCAAGUAUGGGGUUCCCAGGAAGUAUAUUUGUGUAUUUGACAUGGGAGGAAAGGGGGAGUGUGGAGAGGGAUUCCAUGUAACAACUCCACAUUUCGGAAUUCAGACAUAGCAAUGAGGAGAGAGACUAUAGAAAUUGGAGAUUUGUGGUUCAAUCUUCCUGUCUUAAAGAGUUUGGAGAUUGGGCACUUUUAGUAAAAAUUUCACAACCAACAUGUUAAAAAAACAAAAACAAAAACUGAAGGAGUAGGCAGAGAGGUGAAGAAAUAAGCCACACCAAUAAACCACUUGUAGUUUCGUUUUUACACCACCUGCAACUAGUAGUAGUCUUUAGCCCACAGCCCCUUGCUUAAUUCUCUUGGUUUUCUUACACAUUUUUCAAGGCACCCCGCCAAAGGAGUGUGAUUUCACUGGGACUUUCUUCUAGUUGUAGUUUCUAUAUAUUUAUGAAACCACAUUUUACUAUGGAGCUCUUGAGAGUAGACAUCUCUUGGUCAUGUUCACUAGCUUUCUGGAGAAUGAAUAUCAGGUUCAUAGUGUCCAUAGAAUCAUCAAACAUGACAUUGUGUGUAAUACAAGUGGUGAAACAUUUAAAAUGGUCAUCUAACCAUUUUACACAUUGGGUACCUGAGCCUUCCUUCCUCAAAGAGGAAGUGAUAAGGGCUAUGAAAGAAAAAAUAAUCCCAUUCUUAUGGCCACAGGUAUUGAUGAUCCCUCAUUCCUGAAGUUAGAUUUCAGUGAUUCAGCCAAAAAAGAAGAAGCAGAGAUGGACUACAUGAGACCACCAAAAAAGAAUUAUUUACAUUUCUUUUAAAAAUAAUUAUUAUCUGUCUCAGAUAAGACUGAGAUUAAAUGUUUUAUAAAGAGUUAUCUACAAUUCAGUAGACUAAGCAACUCCCAAGAUAAUAGUUAUAAAUCCUUUCCUGGCAUUGAGUGCUCAGGGCAAGCUCAGGUAAAUUAUUUAAUCUUUGCUAAUGGCCAGUGUCUCUCCAUCUGGGGAAAAAAAAAAAAAAGUCCAGUAAGUACAACAUGCUGAUAAUGGAUUUUGAAUUUAGCUCCAUAUCUGCCUUUGAAGUAAUGGAUGGGACUUCUCACCAUCAGGCUGCAUUGCACUUCACACAUAAUAUUUUUGCACUGUCCUUAUGAGAUUUGUAAAUUUCCACUAGAAUAAGCCCAUCUUAUAAGAAAGAGUGCACAGUGGGAAGAGAGCACUCAUCUCUGUAAUUCAAGUUCAACUACCUACAAACACUACUAACAGAGGAACUUUGAACCUCAUUUCUCCCAUUCCUUAAGUAAGAACAAAGUUUUUGUGCAAAUUGAAUGAAACAACACAUAUAAGACUCUUCACAGCUGUGACAUAGAUUCUCAAUACAUGUUUAAACACACACACACACACACACACACACACACACACACACCAAACUUGUUUUAAUGUUAUUUAACAUAGUAAAAAAGAAGACUCUUCCUUUGGAAUCAAGAAUUAACUUGAGAAAAUUUUUGAAAUAUGAAGAUCUACAUUUUCAUUGCUGGUAUACUAUAAAUGGAAGCCCAAUGGAUGGCAACAAAUUUUUAGUAAAUUCAUUUUGAAAAUAUACACUGGAAUAAAAAGAGUAAGUAUUUUAAGUAGAUCAUGUAACAAGGCUAAGAAAUGGAGUGUUGGAAAGUUUGUGUGAUAUACCCAUUUUCUUUUUCCGUAAAUGCAGCCCAUAGCAUCUCCAGACUUGAGAAGAGGUCCUCAAUCAAAAAAAACUUUUUUUAAUCUUCAAUGGAAAACAAAUGCAAUUGUUUGCUAGAUUCUCAUCUGAAUUAUUUCACUCCAGCUGUGAAAUAGAUUGAUAGUCUCAAGGCCCCCAAGUUAUCUCUGCUGGAAGCCAUAGUUGCUGUUUCAAAGUAAGGGGUAAAAAAAGGACAAAGUCAAUUAAAGAAAAUGAGCUAUCUGAUUUUAUCUUUAAAAUUUGGAAUUAGGCAGAAGGAAUACAGGGGAAAGAAAAAGGUAGCAGAAAUACAUUUACAAAUAAAUCUUUAAGGUCAUUUUUAUUUCACCAUGAUUUUGAAUACCACUCUAGCACAUUUUUUUAAUUUUUCUUUCUCAUUAUGGGCAAUUGGCUGAUAGUUCAGCAUAUUUAGCAGGAGAAAGAUGCUGCUAAUUUCAUUAAACAUGCAAGUGAGAGUACUAACUCCUCUCAAAUAGAGGUUUCAUAACUUUACAGCAGAUACUAUUACUUAAAUAUUUUAUAAAUUCUGUAUUAAGCCCCUUAUCUGAUGAUAAUCUGAUUAGAUUAUUUUUCCCUGAGGAACACUAACAGCAUAUAGAUUCAAAAUGUCUUUCUUCUAAAGUCCCAAUUCUUUCCUUUGUACAGAUUUGUACCAAAUGUGGGGAAGGAUCACUUAAUGACUGCUGGCAAUCCAGCAAUUUCACAGUCAAAGGAACCUACUAGAUCCAGAAAGGGCAAAGGAUUGACAGUCGAGCACAUUCUGAUGAAUUGUACCCUUAGGGAAAAAAAGAAGAAAACCAAGAAGGCCUCUGAUACCAUCUAUGGGAAGAAGCUAACAAUGAGAAAUAAUUCUUAGAAGUCCUAUUUUCUCAAAGAGGAGUUUGUAAAGGAGGAAGUGUGAUUGUGGAUUUAUAAGUCCACAGGGACUCAAUGCAAGUGGCAGAUGGUGAAUGGUGGUGGCACUGACAGUCACCACUCCCCAACUCCUGGUUUUCUUCAGGCUGGUCUUCCACUCUUGGCUGGUGCUGGGCUUGGUCAUCCAUCUUCCACUGCCUUUCUCAGAGGACCACACUAAUGGUGCAAUCUGAGAGGAACUGCACGGGAAGGAGGGGAACCUGGGAUUUCAUUCUGGAUCUGCACAUACUGCCCAGGUGGCUUUGAGCAAGGAGGAAGAGACUAGCAUUGUUGAACGCCUUCCAGGUACCAGUCGUUGUGUAAGAUGCCAUGCAUGCAAGUAAACUCUUUAAACCUCCUGACAACCCUGUAAGAUAAAGAAGACGAACCACAGAGAGAUUAAGUAAUUUGUCCUACAUCACACAGCAAGUGAUGGUCCAAGAAAGAAGAACACGGAAAUUUUACAACGCAAAAUGUUAGUGUGUCUUUGUACACUAUUGGGGCAAAUACAAAUGAAAAGAAUGGCAGAAGAUAGUCAUGUGAAGUGUCUUGUCAGGGAUUGGUCUCCCCCCAAUAGCAUCUCAAAAGGAAACAGGGACUGAGGAUUGGUGAGAAGUGAGGCCUGGGGACAGAAAGCCCUUGAAGCUUGCGAGGUACAGCUAGGGAGUCUCUCUUUGGGAAGGGCUGGGAGAGGAGUAUCCAUUGUCCUACUCCAACACCUUUCUAUGUUUUAGAUACCUCUAACAUCCACCUAUCAGAAGAAUCAUUUAAGAACAUAGCCGACGACACUCUAUUUUGACUUUUUAUAAAAUGCUCCACUGUUAACUACUUGUAAAACAGUUUUAUUUUAUAUGACAAUGGCUGUUCACAUGGUAGUCAUUGUUUGACUUUCCAUCCAUUAUUCCAUGAACAUGUUCUACUGUGAACUUUUAAAUGUCAGAAAAAAGUAAUAGCUUUGAGAUUCAACUCUAUUCCGGUUUUUGUUUAUCAGCAAAUCACUACCACACUGCCACCUAGUGGCUCUUAGCAGCAGCCUCUGCGAUUGACAGAACUUGUAAUUUAAGUAUCUCCAGGCCAGAAUUCUUUAAAAUUUCUGUUUUUACAUUGGUUGCUUGGAAUACACAACUCAUUUUAAUACAUAAAUGAUAUUAUGAGUAGGUGUUAGGCUUCCAGCUUGUUCACAAAACCGUCAUCCCAUAAUGUACUUUGAAUACUUUCCAGUUGAGUUGAUCCAUCUGUAGUCACAGUUUCAUGGAAUCUUCUUGUAUCAUGUUACAUCUUCUUUCUGCUUUUACUGUUCUGAUAAAUCCAUGAGGAGAUGCCUGGCGCCCAGUCCUCCACUCCAGCCAUGCUGUCUCAAUGUAUAGUCUGGCCUUAGGCAGAAAAGGAACCUCAUGGGAGGUCAUUCUCUUUUUCUUAGCCUGCUGCUGAUUCCUGAAGCUGUGACUCAACCUUCAGAAGGGCCCAGCCUCUGUCCCCUACCCCCAGCUUGGGGUGGCCCUCUGUGUAUCUCCACCACUUCUGCCCUUGCUGACCCACUUGGAUCCCUUCUCUGGCUUUGCCUUGCUGAUGACUCAGCUGAAUCCUUGUUGAUGGGUUCCUGUCGGUGAUCCUUAUCCUGCUCUUGUGGCGCCUCUUGACCGAAGAAGUGUUCUUCCCUACUUAUUUAUCUUUUCCAAAUAUUUUAAGGGCAUGAGGAAUUAAUACCUUGGUUGCCUGAUCAUAGGAAGAAUGGAACACAGCAGCUUAACGAACUUCUCAUUCUUCUGGUUUCCUGUGAAAGCGUCUCUCCUUGAAUUGAGAUUUAUAUAUGUCUAUGAGACUAUUAUAAGCUAAGGAGAACCCAUGUUACAGUCGGAACUUUUUUCCAAAUUCUAUAUGAAGGUGUCACGUGUAUUCUAAGUAUAUACUUGUAUAUUACCACAGUAGAAACUUUCAUAUACUUCAUUGCAUUGCCAGUGCCUGGAAUAGUACCUAAAAUACAGUAGGUCUUCAAGAAAUACUUUUAAGAAUGUUCCAUAGACUCCUUCUAAUUCUUCUUGGGGAGAUCUCAUGGACUGGCCACCAACGCAUCUAACUCUGGACAGUCAGCUUUCCCAUCAGCAUUUCAGGAUUCUAGGAAAGGGUUGGACUCUGCCACUGUCUCCCUUCUCCCACUUUCUUGUCACCUAGUUGCUUAUGGUUGCUAGGGAAAAUAACAACCCGUAGAAACAGCAAGAACAGCAAGGUGGAUGGCUGGUGGUAGCUGUGAACUGAAACCAAAUAGUGUCUCUUAGGAUUUUUCAUUAGUCCAUAUGCAUUGAAUUCUUAAAAUAUCACAGACCAGGACUCAGAAGACUCGAACGUGUAGGCUGCUUGGUCAUCUGCUGGCUGUGCAAACCAGGGCUACUACUAACUU
Messenger RNA from Acinonyx jubatus (cheetah), 7236 nucleotides. Its product is annotated as spidroin-1-like. The transcript is spliced from 5 exons. The record is from RefSeq and is a predicted model, not a curated record. The coding region runs from base 321 to 1634 and encodes 437 amino acids. Lineage: Eukaryota; Metazoa; Chordata; Mammalia; Carnivora; Felidae.